AAGAUGCAAGUAUUAAAUAAUGUACUCAAUAUUGGCUCCCUUACAGGCGAAAUGGCGACGGAGAAUAACUCAGUUUGCCCUUCUCUUAGCUUUAAAGCACGUGUGAUUGGUUUUAUCAUUUUCAUAAAUUUCAUUUCGGUGUUCUCUAUUAUCUGCUGCGUUGCCAUUUUUGUCGGAGAUUUUCCCAUUUUCGCGAUCUUUUUUACGCUCAAUAGUAUUUGUGGUAUAGGAAGCACUCUAUUUCUUGCCGGACCAGUUUAUCAGUUUAAAAAUAUGUUUAACCGGAAUCGUUGGAUCGCCACCAUCGUUUAUUUAUUGGCAAUGCUGCUUACGUUUAUCGUGGCGAUUGAAACCAAAAGUGGAAUUUUGGUGCUUUUAUUUUUAUUAAUUCAACAUCUGACAAUGUGGUGGUAUUUUCUCUCCUACAUUCCUUACGCGCGGGAGGCUGUUAGGGCUGGGGUUUCAACUAUCAUAUUAUAACAGGUAAAUAAAUAUAUAGAUUUUUCACUUUUUUAAAAUGUUAAAUCAGUUUUUUAAUAAAUUCUAUCAAGCACAAUAUCGGUAUUCCUCUUUUAUCCCUACAUAUAUUUUAUCUCUUGUAUCAUGUGUUUUUCAAUGUCAUGAUAGUGUAAUACAUAGGGAAUACCCGAUUUUAUAAAUGAAUUCAAUAAUAUUCAGAAUUACAACAUUAAGAAGGUAAAUGUUAAUACAUAAAAGUGGUUCUUAUUCUUAGUAGUAUUAUCUGACAUGGUAUCUUGAUAAGGGUUGUAGCAAAUAUUUUAAUCCCCAAGAUAUU
This is a messenger RNA of Phytomonas sp. Hart1, 796 nucleotides long. NCBI's taxonomy places the organism in Eukaryota, Euglenozoa, Kinetoplastea, Trypanosomatida, Trypanosomatidae. The record is from the annotation of a GenBank genome assembly.